This is a messenger RNA of Propithecus coquereli (Coquerel's sifaka), 1557 nucleotides long. It is a transcript of the gene TAF1B, whose product is annotated as TATA box binding protein (TBP)-associated factor, RNA polymerase I, B, 63kDa. Gene Ontology annotation, biological process: RNA polymerase I preinitiation complex assembly; nucleolar large rRNA transcription by RNA polymerase I. Gene Ontology annotation, molecular function: RNA polymerase I core promoter sequence-specific DNA binding. The transcript has 13 exons. The record is from RefSeq and is a predicted model, not a curated record. Gene Ontology annotation, cellular component: RNA polymerase I core factor complex; RNA polymerase transcription factor SL1 complex. NCBI's taxonomy places the organism in Eukaryota, Metazoa, Chordata, Mammalia, Primates, Indriidae. Bases 7 to 1557 code for a protein of 516 amino acids.
GCUGUGAUGGACCUAGAGGAGGCGAAGGAGUUUAAGGAGCGCUGUACUCAGUGUGCUGCUGUCUCUUGGGGUCUUACUGAUGAAGGCAAAUAUUAUUGCACUUCUUGCCACAAUGUUACAGAUAGAUCUAAGGAAGUUAUAAACACUGAGGAUAUUCCUAAUACCAAGAUAAAAGCCAUCAACCGGGGGCUUAAAAGGAAAAAAAAGCUUGAAAAAGGCUGGGAUUGGUAUGUGUGUGAAGGUUUUCAGUACAUACUUUAUCAACAAGCAGAAGCCUUAAAGAGCCUUGGAGUAGGCCCAGAGUUAAAGAAUGAAGUUUUACAUAAUUUUUGGAAGCGCUACCUUCAGAAGAGCAAGCAGGCAUAUUGUGAGAACCCAAUUUAUACCACUAGAAAGAAAGCUACGGUAAUAGAAGAUAAUCUAAGUCAUUCAGACUGGAGUAGUGAGCCUGGGCUACUAAGUGAUGUUAGCUGUCCUUUUGCUGAAAGUGGAGCAGAGUCACAGUCUGACACCUACAGUCAAAAGCCUUUCCCCAUCAGCAGCAGAGCAGCACAAUCAGAAAUGGCGUCAUCUGUCUGUUCUGGAUCUCUUGAUGGAGUGGAAUACUCACAACGGAAGGAGAAGGGAACUGUAAAGAUGUCUGUGCCAAGGACACUUGCUCUCUGCUACCUGUCAUUACUUUGGCAGAGAGAAACAAUAACACUUUCAGAUCUCUUGAGAUUUGUCGAAGAGGACCAUAUUCCUUAUGUAAAUGCUUUUCAACAUUUUCCGGAAGAGAUGAAAUUAUAUGGGCGUGACAAAGGAAUCUUUGCUGUAGAGUCUUGGCCUGAUUAUGAAGAUAUCCAUAAAAAAACAAUUGAAAUUGCCACAUUUUUAGAUUUGCCUCGUUUUCCAGACAUAACUGAAGACUGCUAUCUUCAUCCCAACAUUUUGUGUAUGAAAUACUUAAUGGAAGUCAAUCUCCCUGAUAAGCCAUGGUUUAAUUUCAGAAAGUGGUACCAAGUUAUGAAGAAAACUGUUGAUGAGAAAAAACAUAAAUGGGAGGAAGCAAGGGCAAAGUACAUGUGGAAAAGUGAAAAGCCACUCUACUACUCAUUCAUCGACAAACCAGUAGUAUAUAAAAGAAGAGACAUGGUGGUGAAUCUACAAAAACAAUUUAGCACACUGGUUGAUUUGACACCAACUGUUGAAAAAAAACGCCCCUCAAGUUUUCAGUUCAACUGGACUGAAGAAGACACUGAUAGAACUUGUUUCCAUGGACACAGCCUCCAGGGAGUCCUGAAGGAGAAAGGCCAGUCACUGCUAACCAGGAAUUCAUCAUAUUGGCUUAGUACACAGAAAUUCUGUAAAGGCUACUGUAAACAUUUGACAACCUAUGAAGAAUCAAACUUUUCUCUGAGUUACCAGUUUAUACUAAAUCUCUUCUCCUUCCUGCUAAGAAUAAAGACCUCCUUACUCCAUGAAGAAGUGAGCUUAAUUGAAAGGAAACUUUUUAAAAACAAAUACAGUAAAACAAAAAAGAAAUCUAGAAGAUCCAGGAAAGCAAGAAGGCAUUGA